AUGAUCAUUACCAUCGACGGUGGCCUGGAGACUCCGCUUGAGGGUUUGGCCGACGGUCUUGACCGUAGUGAGGGGGUGGGAGGCAAGGACCACCUGGACAAGCAAUUGGCGUUGCGAGAUGAAUGGCAGCUUAAGACGUUGCGGACUGCGGAGAUGCGAUUAUCCGAGUUGGAAGAGGUUCGGGCAAAAUGGACCCGCGCAGUCGUGAGUCUUCAGUCUCUCCGCGUCUCUGAGUCUCCGAGUCUGUCGACUGUCCGCCUUGCUUCAGGCGGGGGGACAGGAGGCGGGGGCCAGGCUCCGGGGACUAUGCGCCUUAGUCAGCACCAUCUGGACCCGUCACACUCAGGAGCCUGGCCUCAGGCUGGUCGGGCAAUGUACAUCGUGGCCGGCAGCCCCCCGGACUGA
Penicillium oxalicum is the source of this 405-nucleotide messenger RNA. RefSeq lists its product as uncharacterized. Lineage: Eukaryota; Fungi; Ascomycota; Eurotiomycetes; Eurotiales; Aspergillaceae. The transcript is spliced from 2 exons. The record is from RefSeq and is a predicted model, not a curated record. The coding region runs from base 1 to 405 and encodes 134 amino acids.